Messenger RNA from Fonsecaea multimorphosa CBS 102226, 1731 nucleotides. RefSeq lists its product as uncharacterized. Lineage: Eukaryota; Fungi; Ascomycota; Eurotiomycetes; Chaetothyriales; Herpotrichiellaceae. Gene Ontology annotation, biological process: amino acid transmembrane transport. Gene Ontology annotation, molecular function: L-amino acid transmembrane transporter activity. The record is from RefSeq and is a predicted model, not a curated record. Gene Ontology annotation, cellular component: membrane. The transcript is spliced from 5 exons. The coding region runs from base 1 to 1731 and encodes 576 amino acids.
AUGGAACGCUUUGCAGAGAUGGAAAUCGACGAUGCAGUGGACGACCGCCCGAGGUUCACAGCGGAAGAGUUGGAGAAGAUUCAUCAAGCCAAGUCACAGCCUAGAACAGUCGUGACAACCCGUCCCACAUCCUUAGGCUAUAUAUCCAUUGCUUGCAUCAUAAUCAACAGGAUGGUGGGGACUGGAAUCUUUAGGACACCCACCACAGUUGCUCACGGGACGCAUAGCGUGGGCUACAGUCUCAUUUUCUGGGCUGCUGGGGCCAUCGUUGCCGUCGCAGGGGUUCUCGUCUUUGCAGAAUUCGGCUUGACUGUCCCAAGAUUGAGGGUCGAGAAUGAGCAUGAGAAACAAUCCGUACCUCGAAACGGAGGCGAGAAGAAUUAUCUCGAAUACAUGGUCAAACGGCCACUCUAUCUUGCCACUUGUAUCUAUGGCAUCCCCUUCAUCUGCCUGGGCACCGCAGCGGGUAAUGCGAUCGUCUUUGCCGAGAAUAUCAUGCUGGCAUCUGGGAAGAAGGCCGUGAAUGGCUCGGUUCGAGGCAUCGCUAUUGGGGUUAUGACAUUUGCCUGUUUGCUGCAUGCCACGUCAAGGACCGGAGGCGUGUGGCUGAACAACUUUUUUGGGACGGUCAAAUUCUUCAUGCUCAUCGCCCUGUUCAUUCUCGGAGUGGUGUAUGCGGCCGGAGGCUUUGGUGGGAACGACCAGACAGCGGCAAACAACUUGAGCGUGCACAAUUCCUUUAAGGGAGCUGCGACAUCGUCGUACGGCUAUGCCGAAGCGUUCCUGGGCAUCAUCUUUGCGAUCGGGGGCUUCAAUCAGGCCAACUAUGUUCUUGGAGACAUCGACGAUCCGCGGAAGAAGUUCAAGCAUACUGCCAUAACCACUGUCAGCAUUGUCAGCAUAUUGUACAUCCUGAUCAACAUAUCCUAUAUGCUGGUCGUCCCUGCGUCGGUCCUCUUCAGUCAAGCCGAUGACACUGUUGCCCAACCGUUCUUCCAGCGAAUCUUUGGAUACGAGGCUGCGGACAAGGCGCUCUGCGGGUUCAUCGCGUUUUCGAGCUUCGGGAACAUCAUCGUGCAGACCUUCACUGCGGCGCGGGUCAAGCAGGAGAUCGCCAAAGAAGGGAUUCUGCCGUGGGCAAGGUUCUUCGCCAACAAUUAUUCGCUCUGGCCACGACGGUGGCGGCGCAAUCACACUGCGGUAGAAAGGUCCGACGACACACCGGCAGGGGCACUGAUCUUGCACUUGAUCUUCGCCGUAGGAGUGAUCGUGCUGACCAUCCCCGAAAAGAACCGCAACGACGCCUACCGGACCGUGGUCAAUCUGUACUCGUUCACCAUCGACGCCCUGUUUGGGUGCGCUGUGGGCCUGAGCCUGCUCGUCCUGCGCCUGUACCCUGGCUACCACUGGGCUAGCAAGUCGCAGUCGAAUGCGUACGUGAGCAUUUCGGCCGCGCUCAUCUUCACCAUCGCCAACGCGUUCCCGCUGGUUGCGGUCUGGAUUCCCCCCUCGGGCGACACGGGGAUCACUCAGCCCGUCAAGUGGUAUCUGACGGGCACCAUCGGCAUGGGUCUAAUUGGCUUUUCUCUCGCGUACUGGCUUGUCUUCUACUAUGUCGUGCCGCGGGUGAAGGGCCAGCUUGAGGUGGAAAGAGAGGAGAUUCUGGACGAUGGCAACGGUUACUGGAUUAUGUGGCAUGAGAUUGUGAAGUUCAAUUGGAGGAUGGCUUGA